AUGCGAGCUUAUAAUCAAACGAUUAAAAUGUUAAGGAAAUUAACAAAAAAAUUAGGAUUAAAAUAUCCAACAAUGGAAGAUGCUAAAUGGACAUUUUGGGGAUCGAUCUUUUAUUCACUUACUGUUUAUACAACUAUUGGUUACGGAAAUAUCUACCCAGCAACGACAAUUGGACGUUUGUUGACGCUAAUUUAUGCAUUCUUUGGUAUACCGCUAACAUUAUUCUCACUAAUCGUGUUAGGUGGCUUAUUCGCAAGAUUAUGCAAAAUAUUAUGGAUGAUGGUGGCUAAAACAUUAGCUCGGUCAUCCCGAUUUGUCUCCAAAGAUCUUGAAAAACAGAUUGAAGAGAAAAUGAUUUUACCAGAAAUAGUCUUGGACGAAAAUGAGGAAUUGCUCAAUUUUCCGGUAGGCGGUCUAAUUGUGAUUACAAUUCUUUGGGCUUUCAUUUGUGCCGGAUUGUUUCUUAUUUUCGAAAAUGAUUGGUCUUACGGGACAUCACUUUAUUUUACACUAGUAUCAUUUACAACUAUUGGAUUUGGUGAUGUUUUGCCCAGUCAACCGGACUAUAUUGCGCACAUUGCCAUAUGUCUCUUAAUUGGCCUUGCAUUAGUCUCAACUGUCAUUAAUGUUAUACAACAACAAAUUGAAGCAUUAGCUAUGGGAAUGGAUAAAAAUAUCGACAAAGAAUAUAAAAAUGCAUUGGAAAAGCUAGAAUGCAAGGAUGAUCAAUUCGAAUACCAUGCUGAUAGCAGUGAUGAUAAUGAUGAUAAUGAUGGCGAUAAUAUCGCUAACCAGGAACUAUCAAAAGGUUAA
Molecule: messenger RNA, 813 nt
Organism: Loa loa (African eye worm)
Lineage: Eukaryota; Metazoa; Nematoda; Chromadorea; Rhabditida; Onchocercidae
Exons: 5
Coding region: 1-813 (270 amino acids)
Biological process (GO): potassium ion transmembrane transport; stabilization of membrane potential
Cellular component (GO): membrane
Molecular function (GO): potassium ion leak channel activity
Source: RefSeq, a predicted model, not a curated record